AUGACACCGCCACUCACUGGGUUCUUUAUGAGGGUUGCCGGCCUUGGCGAUGUUCAUAAGGAGAUUGAGAGGCGGAAGCGGGUGAUGAGGAGGGUUGGAAAGAUUGGACCGCGUGAUCGAGAUCCAGUGGUUUGCCAAAGUGGCCAAUCUUACAGGACUUCGUCUCCCAGCAGGUCAGUCCGUGAUGAUCAACAAAUCACUAAAGGACCACGGUCAUCUUCACGAGAGAAUAUCCGAAGUACGGACGGCCCACCACCAUUUCCGAGAGUCCACUGGAGAGAUCUUAGUCGAGAGACUUUGGCUGAAUAUAGUUUGGCUUGGAGGUGGGAUAAUAACGACAAGGACUACAUCGUUAUCGAAGAACACCUGACUUGGCGUGAGCUGGAUCUAUUAAUCCAGCAUACGGGAUGGCUGCGCGAGCGGAAGGAGCUGGAUCUAGCGCUACGCGAAUCAAAGAAGGAGGUUGAGCAGAUGCAGAAGCUGUGUGAGAGUAUGGCACCAAAGGACCGGAGUGACGCGGGGCGGAAGUCUGAGAAGAGACGUGAAUGCGAUGCUGAGCGGGCAUCGGCACGUGAUGACCAAAACCUUGACGGAGGGCAUGCGCAUGUAUCGCAACCUGGAAUACAUAUACAUGUAUACCAGACACAGAACAGCCAACCGCCAGCUCCCCGGGGAGCCUCAACAGCACAACCGAUCCCGGAACUACCCUCACCUUCGCACCACAGCUCUCAACGCUCAACGGUUCCAGCCAUGCACUCCAAAUUGACUCGUCCGUGGUCUCCCCAUGACCAUACGUCUAUGGAGCGGCCUCGUCAACCUUCGCGUCAAACGCAUAGAUCUCGGUCUCGCAGCAGAGCGUCACAAGCACCAGACGAGCUGCCUGGUACGUCAUUUCGUCGUGCGCGAGAAUCAGAUGAGAACAGGCCAAGACGUGCAACCGCACAGCAGGUUUCUAGGCCCCAGGAAGAACCACUUAGCACCAGAACAGCCAGCAGACAGUGGAGGCACAUACCGGCACCAUCGGAGCAUGUCCACUUUGCAUCCCCACCUCGUUCUGAGAGCAUGGCUAGUGAAGAACGCCCGAGACAAGCAGCCAAGAACGUGAGGGAACUUUCCCCGCAGUACAGACAACCUCGACGUGAGAGAAGCUCGUACUCUGCACAAGGGUCCCAGUCGAGGCGGGCAUACACCCACGCCCCGGAAUCGUGGUCGGAGGAUAGGGGCGGUACAGGAAGAUAUGUGGGGGAAAAACUGCGAUUUCGUGACGUGUAG
Messenger RNA from Letharia columbiana, 1272 nucleotides. RefSeq lists its product as uncharacterized. Bases 1 to 1272 code for a protein of 423 amino acids. The record is from RefSeq and is a predicted model, not a curated record. The transcript is spliced from 3 exons. NCBI's taxonomy places the organism in Eukaryota, Fungi, Ascomycota, Lecanoromycetes, Lecanorales, Parmeliaceae.